Messenger RNA from Helobdella robusta, 1140 nucleotides. RefSeq lists its product as hypothetical. Gene Ontology annotation, biological process: stabilization of membrane potential; potassium ion transmembrane transport. Gene Ontology annotation, molecular function: potassium ion leak channel activity. Lineage: Eukaryota; Metazoa; Annelida; Clitellata; Rhynchobdellida; Glossiphoniidae. The record is from RefSeq and is a predicted model, not a curated record. Gene Ontology annotation, cellular component: membrane. Bases 1 to 1140 code for a protein of 379 amino acids. The transcript is spliced from 8 exons.
AUGAGGUUUUUAACAUUUUUGUUGAUGCUAACUCUGCUGUAUGUAUACGCCUCGAUUGGUGGGUGCAUCUUGAGGGCCAUUGAGGUCGGGAACGAGGGGGACUUGAUUAGGACCUCCAACAAGACCCUUAAUGACGUCAUCGGUCGUGACAAAAAUUAUUGCAUCAGCAAGAAUGACAUCAUGACCUUCCAGUCCGUGGUCAAGGACAUGACGGAAAAUGGUCUCUUUCUCAAAAACUACACCCUCAACUUCCGGGAAAGGUUUGACGUCAGGUCGGCCAUCUUAGUGGCUUGCACCCUUUACACAGGAUUCGGUAGCAACAACAUCAUCAACAACAACAACAACAUCAACAACAACAUCAACAACAUUAUCAUCAUCAACGACAUCAACUUCAACAACAACAUUAUCAUCAGCAUCAACAUCAGCAACAACAACAUCAACAACAACCAAUACCAGCUGAUCUUACUCGUUAUUGGGAUCAUAUUUUUCGUCCUCAUCCCGACCGCUAUUAUUGACUCCGUUGAGGUGUGGUCCUUCGACCAGACGCUCUACUUCGUGUUGACCUUCAUGCUGACCUUGGGGUUUGCCGAUUAUACCCCUGGACAUGAUUACGAGGUAGAGAACAGAUCAGAAGAUUUCAUAAAAUGGUACCGAAUGUUCGUUGGCUUUUGGCUGAUCAUCGCCAUCCUUUGGUUUUAUAUCAUCAUCUACCAGUUCAGUUCGGUGUUUGGAUGGUUUAUCUGGGAGAACGUUGAAGAGAUUGUCGACGAUAAGAUGGAGAAAGUUGAGCAUGUUUUGGAGAAUGCUUUCAACAGGGCAAACUUGAAAGAAAAGAACAAAAACUUCUUGGAAAAAUUCAAAAAAUCGACUAAGUUACAAAAGGAAAUCGAACAAAUUGACGAAAUAAAAGAUCAACAGCACCAGCAACUACAACUAAACCAGCAGAGCCACCUAAACAACUACAGCCACCCCAACUACAACAACUACAGCAGCCACAGCUACAACCUGAACUCCCAGCCACAGGCAAACAUGGACAUGUUAAAGAGUGGCUAUUUCAAUGGUGAGCAAGUUGCAAACUGCCACAUAUUCGAGACUUGUUUCUCAUUCUGCGAAACUCUCAGAGCAAGGAGUGUGGAUUGA